Molecule: messenger RNA, 930 nt
Organism: Bathycoccus prasinos
Lineage: Eukaryota; Viridiplantae; Chlorophyta; Mamiellophyceae; Mamiellales; Bathycoccaceae
Product: conserved unknown protein
Exons: 1
Coding region: 1-930 (309 amino acids)
Molecular function (GO): protein binding
Source: RefSeq, a predicted model, not a curated record
AUGCUCGAACAACUGAUCAAAUCCUACCCAGAGGUGACACGUGAACACGUUCUCUCGAAAAUCGACCCGACUUCUCUGCUAUUGUUGCGAAGAUGCAGCCGUUGCGUCCAACAGUUUGUGGAUAGAAAUUCGUCUUCUUUAACUUCUUCUUCCCCUGAAUCGUCGUCGUCGGUAGCGUUGUCAACGACGCAAAAUCAUAAAUUCAAACCGUCCGAGUUCGCGUCUUCGAUCAAUUUGAUUGAAUACGCCAUCGAAUGCGGAUGUCCGAUCGACCGCACGAGAUUCGCGACGUUUGCGGCGAGAUUUGGAAAUAUCGACGUGAUUCGAUAUUUAGUCGUAGAGAAGGAUUUGUGCGAGUGGGAUUGGCGAACGACGCAAAAAGCGUGCGAGUUUGGACACGUCGAAUUAUUGAAAUGGUUACUAGAGAAAGGGUGUCCGAUUAACGAUUUCGCUUCUAUUGCAGCCGCACAGAACGGAAGAGUGAACGUGUUAGAGUUUUUGGAAGAGAGGGACAUUGUGAAAAUUGGGAGAUGGUCGCCGAGAGCGCUCGCGCGCGCGUGUCGAAACUUGCACUUGAACGCCAUCGAUUUUCUCUUGCAGAGAGGAUGUCAAUGGGACGACGACUGUCUCUUCGAGGAAGUUUUAGUCGGGGCGGCACUCACUAAAGGUCGGUUGGACGCGUUAGAGUGGAUAUUAGAAAAAGAGGUGUGCGAGACGACGGAUUUUUGGCCGCAACACUGCGAAUACGCCGCGAGACUGGGACAUUUGGACUGUUUGCGUUGGUUAAGAGAGGUGCCGAAGACGAAGUGGGACAGAGAGCAAGUCAUUCGUUUGUGCCGAGAGGCGGGUACGGACGGUAGUUUGAAAUGUUUAGAGUACGUGAUGCAAUCGGAAGAGGGAGAGAAUGAGGUUCGACGAGAGUUAGAUUAG